Messenger RNA from Macrosiphum euphorbiae (potato aphid), 312 nucleotides. The record is from the annotation of a GenBank genome assembly. Lineage: Eukaryota; Metazoa; Arthropoda; Insecta; Hemiptera; Aphididae.
AUGUGCAGUUACUACAGAAGAUUAGUAAAAGACUUCUCACAUAAAGCCAACCCAUUAUUUCAGUUAACUAAACACGAUAACAAUAAGUACAUAACUUGGAACAACGACCACGAAGACGCCUUCAACAAAUUAAAAACAAUUUUAACAUCGGAACCUGUAAUAGCAAACUUCUCUGAUGACAAAGAUACUUAUCUAACAGUAGACGACAGCAUAAUCGGCCUCGGAGCUGUACUAGAACAACCAGACGAAACUAACAAUUUAAGACCCAUAGGAUAUGCAUCACGAAAAGUACUAGACUCUGAAAAAACAUAG